This is a messenger RNA of Lycium ferocissimum, 2532 nucleotides long. RefSeq names its product G-type lectin S-receptor-like serine/threonine-protein kinase At4g27290. Lineage: Eukaryota; Viridiplantae; Streptophyta; Magnoliopsida; Solanales; Solanaceae. Gene Ontology annotation, molecular function: ATP binding; protein serine/threonine kinase activity. The record is from RefSeq and is a predicted model, not a curated record. Gene Ontology annotation, biological process: protein phosphorylation; recognition of pollen.
AGUGAGUACAUAUGUGAUCAAAUGCUUAGACAUCACCAAGGCAUCAAUAAUGGAAGCUAGUUUCUUCCUACUUCUUCUGUUGUCUUUCUACUCUACUAUACACAAGAUUUCUACUACAACGGAUGUAAUCACUACCAAUCACUCCAUCAGAGAUGGUGAAACUGUUGUUUCAUCUGGUGGAAUAUUUGAAAUGGGAUUUUUCAGCCCCAGUGGUUCCUCAAGGCGAUAUAUUGGGAUAUGGUACAAGCAAAUUCUUCCGGUACAGACAGUUGUAUGGGUUGCCAACAGAGAAAACCACAUGAGUACAUCUUCAGUUGCUUUGAAGGUCACCAAGCCGGGAAUACUUGCCCUUCUCAAUGACAAGAAUGAAAUUAUAUGGUCCACUAACACCUCAAGAUCAAUCCAAAAUCCAGUUGCACUUCUUUUAGAUUCUGGUAAUCUUGUUGUAAAAGAUGCAAAUGAUGGCAACCCACAAAAUUUCCUCUGGCAGAGCUUCAAUUUUCCUACUGAUACGCACUUGCCUGGUAUGAAGCUUGGCAAGAAUUUUAAAACUGGCCAUGAGAGUUACCUUUCAGCAUGGAAGAACGAUAAUGAUCCAGCUCCAGGAGAAUUCACUCGUCACAUUGACCCUACUGGAUAUCCACAGGCCCUCACCAAGCGUGGCACAAGAGUAUCAGUCCGUGCAGGACCAUGGAAUGGUUUUCGAUGGAGUGGGAUACCUAAACAACUACUAACACAAAGCAACAUUUAUACAUUUCAAUUUAUUUUCAAUGAGGAGGAGGUUUACUAUAUUUUUUCUAUCAUUAACAGUUCGGUUUUAUCACGACUAGUCGUGACUAGCAAUGGUUAUAUACAACGAUUAACAUGGGUGGAUCGUACAAAGAGUUGGCAUAUGCACUACAAUUUACCUUCGGAUAACUGUGACACAUAUAGCUUAUGCGGUGCCUACGGGAGCUGUGACAUAGAAAAUUCUCCUAUUUGUGGAUGUUUGGAAAAGUUUGUAGCUAAAUAUCCACAACAAUGGGAAAAGGGAGAUUGGACAGAAGGGUGUGUUCGGAGGACACCCUUAGAUUGCAAAAAGGAACAUGUAUUUCUAAAAUAUUCUGGAAUCAAGUUGCCGGAUACUAAGCACUCUCAGUACGAUAAAACCAUGACACUCGAAGGGUGUAAGCAAGUAUGCUCCAGGAACUGCUCUUGCACAGCUUAUUCAAGUCUAGAUAUAAGCAAUGGAGAGAAAGGUUGCUUAUUUUGGUUCGGGGAGUUGAUUGACAUCAAAAAGCUGGCUGAAAGAGGGCAAGACAUUUACAUCAGGAUGGAUUCUUCAGAGCAAGGCCUGAUUCUGUUCUUGUACAGACGGAAAAAGAAGAAGAAACUGAAACACAAAGAAGAUUUUGAGCUGCCACUGUUCCAACUAUCGACAAUAACAAAAGCCACAAAUAACUUUUCAGUAAACAACAAGAUUGGAGAGGGUGGAUUUGGACCUGUAUACAAGGGGGUGCUGGAAGAAGGACAAGAAAUUGCUGUGAAGAGACUAUCAAGGUCUUCCAUGCAAGGACUUGAUGAAUUGAAGAACGAAGUUAUCUACAUUGCCAAGCUUCAGCAUCGGAAUCUUGUGAGACUUUUGGGUUGCUGCAUUCAAGAGGAAGAAAAGAUGUUGAUCUAUGAAUACAUGCCUAACAAAAGCCUGAAUUCAUACAUAUUUGAUCAAAUGAAGAACAAAUUACUUGAUUGGCCAAAGCGUUUCCACAUCAUAAACGGAAUUGCUCGUGGCUUAUUGUAUCUCCAUCAAGAUUCUCGACUACGGAUUAUCCAUAGAGACCUUAAAGCAAGCAAUGUUUUGCUAGAUACAGAAAUGAAUCCAAAGAUAUCAGAUUUUGGCAUUGCCAGAAGUGUUGCAGGAAAUGAGAUGGGAGCAAAAACAUGCCAUGUGGUUGGGACAUAUGGCUACAUGUCCCCUGAAUAUGCACUAGAUGGGAUCUUCUCGGUAAAAUCAGAUGUCUUUAGCUUUGGCGUCUUGGUGUUAGAGAUUGUGAGUUGCAAGAGAAAUAGAGGAUUUGUCCAUCAAGAUCACAACCUUAACCUUCUCGGUCAUGCAUGGAAGCUUUACAAAGAUGGUAGGUCCUUGGAACUAAUUGAUGAGCAGCUAGCCGAUUCUUGUGAUAUUUCUCAAGUUUUAAGGUCAAUCCAAGUGGGUUUAUUAUGUGUGCAACAACGUCCAGAUGAUAGACCAAGCAUGUCUUCUGUGGUUCUGAUGUUGGCUAAUGAGAGCCUACUGCCAAAAGCUAAAGAACCAGGGUUUUUCACAGAACGAAACGUAUUUGAUGAAGCAAAAUCAGAACUGCAGACAGCCAGUUCAAAAAAUGAAGUCACAAUCACAUCUUUAGAUCCUCGAUAGAGUUUGACAGGAUAACUAUUUUGACUUGUGUGUACAUGAAUAGGAAAAAUAUAUUAAAACUUUGAUUGUUGGGAAAUACAAUAUAUUUUGAACUAAAACAUCAUGUUGAAUUUUUCUACUUGAAGAUGUUAUCUACU